This is a messenger RNA of Trichomycterus rosablanca, 444 nucleotides long. Its product is annotated as sorting nexin-13-like. Bases 1 to 444 code for a protein of 147 amino acids. Lineage: Eukaryota; Metazoa; Chordata; Actinopteri; Siluriformes; Trichomycteridae. The record is from RefSeq and is a predicted model, not a curated record. Gene Ontology annotation, molecular function: phosphatidylinositol binding. The transcript has 5 exons. Gene Ontology annotation, cellular component: early endosome.
AUGUAUCCUGAGGCCAAUCUUUCCAUCUGGGGAUGGGGAGGUUUGGGAGUCUUGCUCUUCCUCAUCACAUUCGGACCAUUUGCCAUCUUUUAUCUGGCAUUUUAUAUCUUCUGUUUUUUUGGCGGGGGCUUUGCAGUCACGCUUUUAUUUGGAAAAACAAAUUCUGAAAAACACCUAGAGAAGUGUGAACACUCCUACUUGCCUCCUACUGCAACAGGCAUAGCAAAGACGUUGGAGGAGCUGAAGCAGGAAGCAAAGCCCAUAAAGAUAGACCGGCGUCUGACGGGGUCCAACAUUAUCGACGAGCCUCUCCAACAGGUGAUUCAGUUUGCAUUGAGAGACUACAUCCAGUACUGGUAUUACACACUGAGUGAGGAUGAGUCCUUCCUGUUGGAGAUCAGACAGACGGUGCAGAAUGCCCUUGUGCAGUUUUCCACAAGGUAG